CUUGGGAGUCGCCGGACCGCCGCCGCUCAAGCGCUGUUGAGGUCACAUGUUUGCCAGGGAAACGGAGACUCCCGGCUCCUUGUUUUUCCAGAAGGAGAGGGGGAGAGAGAGGGGGAGAGGGAGAGAGGGGGGAGAGAAAGCCACAACCGGGCGGCCGCAGCUGGAGCCAUGGAGCUGAAGGGAAAACUUCUCCUCUUCCAACUUCUGUUUCUUCAAAGGACCGGGGUCCUCAUGUUCUCAGCGUCGAGCGACCCCGGCAGCUUGGACAGCAUCGUGGUGUCCGUGUCCAACGUGUCCGGCCGGGCGGGGGCCCAGGCCGUGCUGCCCUGCUACAGCGUCCGCAUGGUGUGGACGCAGGACCGGCUGCAGGACCGGCAGCGCGUGCUGCACUGGGAUCUGGAGGCCGACCCCGACCCCGACCCCAACCCUGACCCCCGGGCCCGGCCCCGGCCCCGGCCCGCCCCCGAGCGCCUCUGUGACCUCUACUCCACCGGGGACCUGCGCGUCUACCGGGACUUCAACAACGACCGCAUCCGACUCAGCCCCACGGCCUUCGCCGAAGGAAACUUCUCCCUGCUCAUCCAGGACGUGGACACGAGGGAUCAGGGCGUCUACUCCUGCAACCUCCAUCACCACUACUGCCAUCUGUACGUGACCGUGAAGGUCCGGCUGGACGUCACCGAUGACCCCCGGGAGGCGCGGGCCUACUGGGACGGCGAGCGGGAGGUGGUGGUGGCGGCGCGGGGUCGGACGGCGCUGCUGCCCUGCCUCAACGGCGCUCCCGUGUGGACGGAGCGGUCGUCGGAGGAGGCCCAGCAGGUAGCGCACUGGGACCGCCAGCCCCCGGGCGUCCCGCACCACCGCGCCGACCGCCUGCUCGACCUCUACGCCUCGGGCGAGCGCCGCUUCUACGGGCCGCCGCCCCUCCAUCGACGCCUGGCCCUGCCCCCCGACGCCUUCGCCCGCGGCGACUUCUCGCUGACCAUCGAGGGCCUGCAGCCGGCCGACGAGGGCCUCUACUCCUGCCACCUGCACCACCACUACUGCGGCCUGCACGAGCGGCGCCUCUUCCGAGUGUCCGUGGGCCGGUCCCCGACGGGGGGCACCGCCGCCCCCGACCGCCGCACCGCUCACCCCGCCGCCCCAGACCCAGACCCCACCCUGGUGCGCGGCCACAAUGUCAUCAACGUGAUCGUCCCCGAGGGCCGAGCCCAGUUCUUCCAACAGCUGGGCUACGUGCUGGCCACCCUGCUCCUCUUCCUGCUGCUCCUCGUAGCCGUGCUGCUGGCCACCCGACAGCACCGCCGCAGGGGCUACGAGUACAACCUGAAGAAAUCCGAUGGGAAAGAUGUGAAUCUGAAGGAGUGUGCCGUUGACCCCGGGGACCUGGCACCGAGCCGGAAUGAGGACAUCCAACUAGAUUACAAAAACAACAUCCUCAAGGAGCAGGCUGAGCAGGCCAAGAACCUCUCGGCCAAGAACGUCGACUUGGACAAAGAAUUCAGGAAAGAAUAUUGCAAGUGAAGAUCCCCGAAGCUCCUGGCUGGACCAGCAGCUCCUCUCCCCUCCCCUCCCACGCCAACCGAGAGACGGUCUCCCCAGGUCCACCUCCGUCCCCGCCCCGGCACGACGGAGCCCCCACCCUGGCACAACGUCCCUCCCCCUCGCCCGGAGGCCCCCGGCCCCCAGCAGCCCGGCGGGCAGACUCUGCUCGCCACCCUGUCCGUAUGGCCUCGGCUCCUGGACUCCCCCGCCCAGACCUCCGCUCUGCCCUGCUCCUCCCUGGGCCGGGCCGGUGUUGCUGCAGUGUCCAGCCUGGUGCCCUGGCCAGCACCGGCCCCAGGAAUUUCACCCCCUCAGCCAGCCUGCCCCGGCUCCCGUCCUCUCCCCGGCGGCGGCUAGGGCCGCAGCUUCCUCCCCCUCCGCCCCCAACCCUCCCAUACUCCAUGUGGGCAGCUCUGAGGACCGACUAUGGGUCAGCCCCAGGAUGGGGGGACACGGGGGUCCGGGGUGCAGACAACACCUCGCCUCCCGCCCCGGUCCCCACCCCUCUUCCUCCUUCCCUCUGCGCCCCUCGUUUCCUUCCCCCUCACCCCUCCAGAGCCUCACCACCUGUCCUCAGCAGGCUCUGGCAGCCAGGUCACCGGGCAGAAUCUCCGGGUCAUUCGGCUGGGGACUGGUCACUUCCCGGGUGACGUCACUGCGGGGGCGAGGGGGGGUGGGGUGGCUGUUCCAUCCCACCCCACCUGGAAAGGGACCUCACAUUCCUGAGUGGGAAGCCCAGCCCCACCUCGCCUGUCUCUCUCCAGCUGCCCUCACCCUCCGCCUGGCCUAGCCCAGCCUGGCCCAGCCCACCAUCGCUGGGAGAAGAGGAGGGAAGACAGGCGGAUCGGGGUCUGGGGCGUUUCCUCAUUUCGCUGUUCAGUCCCUCCAGGAAGGAGGGGCCGGCGAGAGGCCUCUUCUGCGGGCUGGUUCCCUGGGGGGCCCUACAUGCUGGAAAUAAGCAGAAACAUCUCCAGUAAGGAGGAGCAGGUGGAAGAUGGAGGUCCAGAGACCCCCAUCCUCGGGGGGAGGGUUGAGUGGUUCAAAUUCCCACUUCCCUGCACCCCAGACAUUUCCCAGCGGGGCCUGGUGCUUGGGAGCACUGAGAUGCUUGACACUCCGUGAUGGGGUUAUCCCCAGACUGGGUGACAAGGUGCUCACGGAGGGACCCUGGAGAAAGGCAAUGGGAGAAGGAAUUCGUUUCUCAAAUAGAUUCGAUGGAAGUAGAUGGGACACAGGUCCCUGUCCCACGUGGGCCUCUAGACUGUGAGCUCAGUGUAGGUGGGAAUGUGUCUGUUUGCUGUUAUAUU
Molecule: messenger RNA, 2852 nt
Organism: Ornithorhynchus anatinus (platypus)
Lineage: Eukaryota; Metazoa; Chordata; Mammalia; Monotremata; Ornithorhynchidae
Gene: MXRA8
Product: matrix remodeling associated 8
Exons: 10
Coding region: 169-1524 (451 amino acids)
Biological process (GO): cell adhesion; establishment of glial blood-brain barrier
Cellular component (GO): membrane; cell surface
Source: RefSeq, a predicted model, not a curated record